Molecule: messenger RNA, 2301 nt
Organism: Plutella xylostella (diamondback moth)
Lineage: Eukaryota; Metazoa; Arthropoda; Insecta; Lepidoptera; Plutellidae
Product: NECAP-like protein CG9132
Biological process (GO): endocytosis
Cellular component (GO): clathrin vesicle coat; membrane
Source: RefSeq, a predicted model, not a curated record
GAAAUUGUGUCACAAAUUUCACUUUCUCUACGUCUACCUCCCCUUUUUUGAUAUCAAAAAAGUCUUGUUUGCAUUUCCCCUAUAUUUUUUGGUGUGCCGUGCAUAAUCAUAAGUUAAUAUGGAUCUAAUGGACACCUACGAAAGUGUACUCCUUGUAAAAAAUGAAGUGUUCGUAUUUAAAAUACCCCCUAAAACAACAAACAGGGGCUACAGGGCUGCUGAUUGGAACUUACAGGAACCUCAGUGGACUGGGAGAAUGAGGCUUGUGGGAAAGGGGGAGGAGCUGAUCAUGAAACUAGAAGACAAGGUGACAGGAGAGCUGUUCGCGAAGUGCCCCAUCGACAAGUACCCGGGUGUAGCUCUGGAGGCCGUGACUGAUAGCUCUCGAUACUUUGUUGCGAAAAUCCAGGAUGAUAAUGGAAGAGCUGCUUACAUUGGGCUUGGUUUUGGAGAUAGAUCAGAUUCGUUUGAUCUGAAUGUUGCUCUGCAAGAUCACUUCAAGUGGUUAAGAAAGGAGCAGGAGGGAGAGCAGCCUCAAGCCGAGACCCUGGACCUCGGCUUCAAAGAAGGAGAGACUAUAAAGAUAAACAUGAAGAUCACUAAGAAAGAUGGUAGCGAAGGGUCCCGGCCACGGCGCGGGGUUGGCGGGGGCGGGGCGGCGGGGUCGCUGCUGCCGCCGCCGCCUGGAGGCACAGGCGCCGGGUCCUCGCGCUUGCCGCCGCCGCCGUCGCCGCAGCACGCGCCCACCCCCACUGCUCCUGGUGCCACUGCCAAUUCCGAUUGGGGGGACUUUAACUCUGCCAGUAAUGCCGACCAGAAAGCUACAACUCCCGGAAAUCAGCAAAACUGGGUUCAAUUUUAAGGGAGAUUAUUGUGUUUAAGUGAUAACUUUGGUAAGUUAAUUAGAGUAAUGUAUUGUAUGUGUAUCACGUUAUUGAUAGAGUUGUUCAAGUUAAUCGAGUCAUAAUAUAUCGAAAAAAAUCGACGUAAUAUAUUACGAUAAAUAAUAAAUACUACAUUGUUUGCAUCACUGUAGUAGAAAAAAAUAUUUUUAUGAGAGGUCUGUGCUCCGCACCCUGUAUUUUUGUAGUUCUAGAUGCGCGCUAUUCCUAUAUAACUAACCAUGGGUAUUCAAAUCUAUCGGCAUCUACUUACCAUGUUUGCUAUAAUUUUAAAUAUUAUAGCUGUUUAGUUGUACAAUAUAACAAAGCAUUGGUGUGUAAUAAAAUUAUUUUAGUUAUUACUUCUCGUAGUGGGUAUACCACCCUCAGUAUAAGUUUACGGUUUAUUGUGUUGAUCAUGCUGUGCGUUGCUUACCUAUUGGGUACCUACAAUGGAAUAACGCUUCGUCUUCGUACAUAGCGCUACGCAGUAUACAUAAUAACAUAAAUACAUAUUUUUGAAUAAUACACAAUUAGUUUUUUUUAAUUAUUUUUAUACAGAGUAAUGUUGGCUUUAAAUUUAUUGGACAGCUAUGAUUCUAGAUCGUAUUAAGUUCAUGUACAACACUCCUGAUAUACCUACCUAUUAAAUAAUCAGUAUUCGACACUGUUUUGGGAUUAAAAUAAAUAUAAAUUUACUUAAAUAUCAUAUUCUUCUUCAUUUAUAUUUUACACUAUUUUCACUUUCAAUUCAGUUUUCAAUAAGUAUAAUGUAUUAUCUUCUAAUAGGUGCUGUGUGGUUUAAAAUACAGAUUUACUUAUCUUUAUUUUUGUCGACUAAUAUUCAUAAUUAAAAGUAUGUACUGUAAUAAAAAAUAAAGACCCACUUUUAGUUCUAUCAGAAUUAUUUAGAAAUGAAAAAAAUUAAUGAAAUUUAUAAGUACGUAGGUACACUGUGUGUAGUUUUAGUUCUUGCAUUCCUUUUUAAUAAUAUAAGAUGUAGAUUACUAAACUGCAUAUCUAUCGAUUUCGCAAUGAUGUAACGGAUAGCUUGUGUACCAAUGUUAAAGUUAUAUGUAUAUUUUGAACCGUCAUGUUAACGAUCGACGAUCGAUGUACCUAAGGUAUAUAAAUGAAAAAAUAUGGAUAUCUUAGUGUUUAUUUUCGCAUACUAAUAUCUUGUUGUUAUUGAAUGCUGUUGAGAUAAUCAAUAUGCGUAAGAAAUUGUAAAUAGGUACUAUGUUUAUUGUUGUGAAUGAAAUAGGUAUAGUGUUUUAGUGAGUACUUAAACUUAUUUAUGUUAGAAUGCAGAUUUUCAAUGUAUGUUCACAUGGCUUAUUGUGUAGAUCUGCAUUUUCAGUAAGUACUGUUACAUAACUACCUAUUAUAAUGUACAAAUAAAACGAAAAUCAUUCCUGAA